This is a messenger RNA of Aureobasidium melanogenum CBS 110374, 858 nucleotides long. RefSeq lists its product as uncharacterized. Bases 1 to 858 code for a protein of 285 amino acids. NCBI's taxonomy places the organism in Eukaryota, Fungi, Ascomycota, Dothideomycetes, Dothideales, Saccotheciaceae. The record is from RefSeq and is a predicted model, not a curated record. The transcript has 3 exons.
AUGCGCCGUCAUCACGAUGUGUCUCCCAUCUCGUCGCCUGCCCUUUCGCGUGUCAACAGCAGGAACAGUGCUGUCUCCUCCCUGGACAUUUCUCCUAUUUCUUCGCCAGUCUUCUCGCCCACUCAGUUGUCUGCCUCCGGCCAUGGAGCACCAGCCUCAGACACAGCGACGAAUACCUCAUAUGAGCGCUCUUUCACCGAUGCCGAUGACUGGUUUGGACGCUUUCGCGAAGAUCUAGAUAUCUCUGAUGCGAUCCCUGACCGCAAGCAACUCAAUCUCGCUGGACAGAUCCCUGUGUACGAUGGCAAUGGAAACUCGCGACUCUUCAGCACUUUCUUCACUGGUCUGGAUGCUAUUGGCGACAGACAGUUCAUUAUUUUCGUGCGACACUUCUACUGCGGCGCCUGUCAAGCUUACAUGAAAGCCAUUGCCGAGGCCAUUACCAUGCAGGCUUACUAUACCAUGCGCGUUCCCACCAACAUUGUCGUUAUUGGCUGCGGUUCACCAUCCAUGAUUCCUUUCUACAAGCAGACCACUGGCUGCCCUUUCCCCAUCUUUGCCGACCCCACACGCAAACUCUACAAGGCUUUGGGAAUGACACUUACCCUCAACCUGGCCGGACCCAAGAGACCAGAGUACAUGAAGGAUAUCUCCUUCAACCAGUGGCAGCUCAAACAAUGGACGACAAUGGCAAAACCACCCAAAGGCAACUCUCGCUUCAAGGGUGGUAACUUGCUCCAGGUUGGUGGCGAGUUCCUGUUCCAGGAUGGCCAGGUCGUCUGGUGCCAUCGUAUGAAGAACAUGCGUGGCCAUGCUGAGGUCGAUGUCGUCAAGCGCGUCUUGGAGUUGGAUGAUUAA